GAUGAGAACUUCCUUUUCCCUGUGCCUUAAUGUGAGAGGAGCAGGGUCGACUAACUGCUUAAUUCCAAUCCGGCUCCAUCCUCCCUAAAGGCGCUGCAAAUCGUCGCCAGAAUGACCGAACAAAUGACCCUGCGGGGGACCCUCAAGGGCCACAAUGGCUGGGUCACCCAAAUCGCUACCACUCCGCAGUUCCCCGACAUGAUUCUCUCUGCGUCCAGAGAUAAGACUAUCAUCAUGUGGAAGCUGACUCGGGAUGAGACCAACUAUGGGAUCCCCCAGCGGGCUCUGCGUGGUCAUUCUCACUUUGUGAGCGACGUGGUCAUCUCCUCGGAUGGACAGUUUGCACUGUCCGGCUCCUGGGAUGGGACCCUGCGCCUGUGGGAUCUCACCACAGGCACAACCACCCGUCGAUUUGUGGGACACACCAAGGACGUCCUCAGUGUUGCUUUCUCUGCGGACAACCGCCAGAUUGUCUCUGGGUCCCGGGACAAGACCAUCAAGUUGUGGAACACCCUCGGUGUUUGCAAGUACACCAUCCAGGAUGAGAGCCAUACCGAGUGGGUGUCUUGCGUCCGUUUCUCCCCCAACAGCAGCAAUCCCAUCAUUGUUUCCUGCGGCUGGGACAAGAUGGUCAAGGUCUGGAACCUUGCUAACUGCAAGCUGAAGACCAACCACAUCGGCCACACUGGGUAUCUGAACACUGUCACUGUCUCUCCUGAUGGAUCUCUGUGUGCGUCUGGUGGCAAGGAUGGACAGGCUAUGCUGUGGGACCUGAACGAGGGGAAACACCUUUACACCUUGGACAGUGGGGACAUCAUCAAUGCCCUCUGCUUCAGCCCCAACCGUUACUGGCUGUGUGCUGCCACUGGCCCCAGUAUCAAGAUCUGGGAUUUGGAGGGCAAGAUCAUUGUGGAUGAGCUGAGGCAGGAGGUGAUCAGUACCAGCAGCAAGGCCGAGCCUCCCCAAUGCACAUCUCUGGCAUGGUCUGCCGAUGGACAGACGCUGUUUGCUGGCUACACCGACAACCUGAUCAGAGUGUGGCAGGUCACCAUUGGAACCCGUUAGACUUUUUAAAAAUUGUCAUGUUUGAAUAAAAAAUGUUUAAAAACUGUC
Scleropages formosus (Asian bonytongue) is the source of this 1113-nucleotide messenger RNA. Its product is annotated as receptor of activated protein C kinase 1. The transcript has 8 exons. NCBI's taxonomy places the organism in Eukaryota, Metazoa, Chordata, Actinopteri, Osteoglossiformes, Osteoglossidae. Bases 112 to 1065 code for a protein of 317 amino acids. Gene Ontology annotation, molecular function: translation regulator activity; protein binding; ribosome binding. The record is from RefSeq and is a predicted model, not a curated record.